AUGUCUCAGAAUCUCAUGGAUACCCAACCCGGAGGCGACACCGAGGGCUCCACUUCGCAGUACACAGCCAUCAACACCGUCACGGUACCGCACAAGAAGUCUGGCGGUCAGUUCGGCAUCGAAGCCGCCAAAAAAGCAGAAGAGGGUGAAAAGACGGCAGAGAAGAUCCGCUACGGCCAAUCGUUGAGCGAGAACGGCAUGGGAGGUCAGACCACCGGCCUGGGACAAGCAAAUAGCAGCAGCGCUGUCUGGCUACGGUGGUGA
Messenger RNA from Aureobasidium uvarum, 264 nucleotides. Lineage: Eukaryota; Fungi; Ascomycota; Dothideomycetes; Dothideales; Saccotheciaceae. The record is from the annotation of a GenBank genome assembly.